Molecule: messenger RNA, 1130 nt
Organism: Paramecium pentaurelia
Lineage: Eukaryota; Ciliophora; Oligohymenophorea; Peniculida; Parameciidae
Source: the annotation of a GenBank genome assembly
AUGUCAUAUGGAUAAAAUUUGUAAGUUUUCAAUCCCUAAAGAUUCAAAAAGAUUGAAAAAGAAAUGCAAUAGAAUAAGAAACGAUUAGAAGAAAGUAUCCUCAUUCUUGUUGAUGUUUUUUAGUGAGGUUAGAAGAGGAAUCCUAAAAUACUAGACUAUUAAAAGUAUAAUAGAAAGAAAGAACUGUCGAUUUAGAAUAUAAAGAUAGAAAGAAAAAGAUGGAAGAAACUUAAGAGUAAUUAGCUUUUGAGGCAUAGAAAUUUAAUGAUGAAUAAAAAAGAAUGAAUUAAGAUUUAGAAAGUUAGAAAGAUUCAGUUGUGAUGUUAAAUGAUCGUAAAAAAAGAUAAGAUGAUGAAAGGUAUGCUAAGGAAUAGAAAAUUACAUUAGCCAAGGAAUAAGAAAAGGCAUAAGCAUUAAAUGAAUUAGCUAAGUUAUAGUAAUCAAAAUUAAUGUAUUCCUAGAGAAGAAGUCAAUUAAUUAGAAGUUAGAAGAAAGAAUCAUUAAUAAUAUGAAUUAUUUUUUAAGAAAGUGAUAUCUAAAUCAAAAGAAUUGGAAACAGGUUAAAAUGAUGAUGAAAAUGCUAUAAAAGAAUUAAUUGAUCGUUAUGAAAGAUUAAAGAAGAAGGAAGAAGAAUUUAAAAAAGAUAGAGAAUUGAGAGAAAACUAAAAAGAUUAGAUUAAUUAAUAAUUUAAUGAAGUAUAUUAUAUCAUUUAAAUAAUAAGUUAAAUAGUAAAAUAUAAGCUGAAACCUAUGAAUUUAAUGCUAAAUAUAAUAAAUUGAAAUUAGCUAUUUAAUAAAUUAAUGAUGAAAAUGAUUAAAAACAUAAAGAAAUAGAAGGAACAUAAAAUUAAAAUGAAGCUACUUAAAAAGAAUAUAUAUAAGUUAUUCAUGGAAUCUAAAAUAUGAAAGAUAUUUUAAAAUAAAGAAAUAAAAUUGUUAAAAGGAUUCUAUUAUCUGGUAAAGAUAGUGAUAAUGUGACAGAACAAUAGAGAAAUAGGAAAAAAGAAAAAAAAAUAGAUAAUUAAAAAAUAGAAAAAUAUUUAAAUUUUAUAAAGGAUGAACUAUAAACAUUAUAAUAAUUUAAAUAAGAAUUUGAUAGAUUUUUAGCAAAGGAAAAAGAACGUGAUUGA